AGUUUUUCAAUAUUAUUGUAAGAUCGUUUUUUAUGUUGAUUUUUACCCGGUUAUUAGUUAUGUUUAUCAGGUGAGAAUAGUAAUAAAUCGGCGCGUAUACUCUACGCGGAAAGUAUAUAUAUUUAUAGGUGCGUUUAAAAGGUUAUUAUAACACCUCGUAUGUGGGGAUAGGAUACUAUAGUUCAUAAUAAUAACAGAAUAGAAGUUACAUUGCUGAAUAUCAGCUGUUAAUAGUAUUAAAUUUCACAGCGCGUUCUCACUUACCUUCGAUAUGGGGGAACGAGCAUUAAUCUUGCGCAGCACAGAGGACAAUUAAAAACAUCUUUAGUAAAAUUCAAAAAAUAUUUGAGUAGCGAAAAAGUCUCAAUAGAGCAAAUACCAUUUCGGAUAGAAAAAAUAGAAGCUGUUUGGUCAGAGUUCGAAGUUAUUCAAGGAGCAAUAGAGCUCGAAGAAGAGGUAAACAUGGAGGAACAAAAUAUAUAUAGAGAGGAAUGUGAAGAAUUAUUUUUUAAAACAUUAGCCAAAUCAAAUAAAUUAAUCGGUAUAGUAAGUUCGUCAAAGGUCGAAAAUAUAGAUAUUAAAGAAAAUCAAUAUAGUUGUCAGCAAAGUUCUUGUGGUCAAACAAAUAAAUGUAUUUCUCACGUUAAAUUAGCUCCUAUAAGUAUUCCAGUAUUUACUAUCGAAUACAGUGAAUGGAAACCUUUUUAUGAUUUAUUUUCUAAACUUAAACAUGUUAAUGCGGAUCUAUCGGAUAUUCAUAAAUUUUGCUAUUUGCGCUUAUCUUUAUCAGGAGAGGCAGCAAAUAUUAUUAAAAGUUUAGAAACAACAGCAAAUAAUUAUGAAAUCACGUGGAUAAUGUUAAAAGAGAGAUAUAACAAUAAUAAGUUAAUAAUUCAAAUCCACGUGAAAGCUAUUUUUGAGCUAGGAAUGGUGCAUCAAGAGUCUGCGGUUAAAAUAAGAGAAUUUUUGGAUUCUUUAGUCUGUCGUAUUAGUGUAUUAAAAAUGUUAGAAGAAAAACCUGAAGAAUUGGGGCCGAUGUUAAUGAAUUUAAUUUGUACUAAGCUUGAUAGAAAUACGCUAAGUAGAUGGGAAGUAGAAUCACCCCAAGAUAGAAUAGCACGCGUAUGCGAAUUUAUUGCAUUUUUGGAAAAUAGUGUAAAAGUAUUAGAAGCGUUAUUGUUUAAAGUGUUCAAAACCACACAAUGUAUUGUUGCAUUUAAAUACUACUCUAAAUCAAGAAAUAAAAGUAGAUAAUAAUACUCCAAACGAUAAGUGUCAUUGGCAUAGGAGGUACUAAAAAAAAUAUUACUUCAGCGAUUACAGUAGUAAUUACAUCGCGCAUUAGUUUAUUAAAAAUAGAAGUACAAUGUUUGGUUGUUCCUAAGAUAACAGGAUUUAUUCCGUCGAAUAAUAUAAAAAGUAAAUGUUUUAUUCCGGAAGGUAUUCAAUUAGCGGAUCCGUCUUUCACACUACCGCAAAAAAUAGACUUAUUACUCGGAGCAGGUCACUUUUUUUAUGUUUUAUGCGCAGGUAAAAUUAAACCGUCCGAGGACGGAUCAAUAUUUCAACAAACGCAGUUUGGUUGGGUAAUUGCAGGAGUAGUAAAUCCGGGCUGUAGUCAAGCGUAUCAUUCUAUUAGUUAUUCGGCAGUGAUUGAUCACGAAAAUCAAUUAGACAAUAUGUUAUCUAAAUUUUGAUGUUUGGAAGAAGUAGGAACAGCCGCGCCUCUAACGUUAGAAGAUAAAAAUUGUAAAGAGAUUUUCGAAAAUACGGUUAAGCGAGACGA
Messenger RNA from Daktulosphaira vitifoliae (grape phylloxera), 1786 nucleotides. RefSeq lists its product as uncharacterized. The coding region runs from base 463 to 1254 and encodes 263 amino acids. Lineage: Eukaryota; Metazoa; Arthropoda; Insecta; Hemiptera; Phylloxeridae. The record is from RefSeq and is a predicted model, not a curated record. The transcript has 2 exons.